Messenger RNA from Acanthosepion pharaonis, 2238 nucleotides. Lineage: Eukaryota; Metazoa; Mollusca; Cephalopoda; Sepiida; Sepiidae. The record is from the annotation of a GenBank genome assembly.
AUGUCUGUUUCUCCGUUUAAUUCACACUCUUUGACACUAAAUUGCUCUCUCUCUCUCUCUCUCUCUCUCUCUCUCUCUCUCUCUUUCUCUUUCACACACACACACUUACUCACUGUCUUUCUCUCUCCCUCUAGUCCUGGCCUCCUACUCUCUUUUUUUGCGUUGCGUUGUUUGCUUUGUUUGCUCUCUUUUUCAAUCACCCUCUUUGACACACAAUUGCUAUCUCUCUCUUCUUUUCUUAUACUCUCUCUCUCUCAUUCUUUUGUUAUCUCUUUCUUUCUUUCUUUCUCUUGUCUUGCUCUCUCUCUCUCUCUUUCUCUCUCGCUUUCUCAUUCUUUUGUUAUCUCUUUCUUUCUUUCUCUUGUCUUGCUCUCUCUCUCUCUCUUUUUUUUGUUAUCUCUUUCUUUCUCUUGUCUUGCUCUCUCUCUCUCUCUCUUUCUCUCGCUUUCUCAUUCUUUUGUUAUCUCUUUCUUUCUUUCUUUCUCUUGUCUUGCUCUCUCUCUCUCUCUCUCUCUCUCUCGCUUUCUCAUUCUUUUGUUAUCUCUUUCUUUCUUUCUCUUGUCUUGCUCUCUCUCUCUCAUUCUUUUGUUAUCUCUUUCUUUCUCUUAUCUUGCUCUCUCUCUCUCUCUUUCUCUCGCUUUCUCAUUCUUUUGUUAUCUCUUUCUUUCUUUCUUUCUCUUGUCUUGCUCUCUCUCUCUCUCUCUCUCCUUUCUCAUUCUUUUGUUAUCUCUUUCUUUCUUUCUCUUGUCUUGCUCUCUCUCUCUCUCUCUCAUUCUUUUGUUAUCUCUUUCUUUCUCUUGUCUUGCUCUCUCUCUCUCUCUCGCUUUCUCAUACUUUUGUUAUCUCUUUCUUUCUUUCUCUUGUCUUGCUCUCUCUCUCUCUCAUUCUUUUGUUAUCUCUUUCUUUCUUUGUCUUGCUCUCUCUCUCUCUCUUUCUCUCGCUUUCUCAUACUUUUGUUAUUCUCUAUCUCUUUCUUUCUUUCUGUCUUGUCUCUCUCUCUCUCUCUCUCUCUCGCUUUCUCAUUCUUUUGUUAUCUCUUUCUUUCUUUCUCUUGUCUUGCUCUCUCUCUCUCUCUCUCUCAUUCUUUUGUUAUCUCUUUCUUUCUUUCUUUCUCUUGUCUUGCUCUCUCUCUCUCUCUCUCUCGCUUUCAUUCUUUUUUAUCUCUUUUCUUUUCUUUCUCUUGUCUUGCUCUCUCUCUCUCUCUCUCAUUCUUUUGUUAUCUCUUUCUUUCUCUUGUCUUGCUCUUGCUCUCUCUCUCUCUCUCUCUUUUUUCUUUUUUGUUAUCUCUUUUUUUUCUUUCUUUCUUGUCUUGUCUCUCUCUCUCUCUCUCUCUCUCUUUCUUUCAUUCUUUUUGUAUCUCUUUCUUUCUUUCUUUGUCUUGUCUUCUCUCUCUCUCUCUCUCUCUCUCUCUCAUUCUUUUGUUAUCUCUUUCUUUCUUUGUCUUUUCUUUCUCUCUCAUUUUUGCUCUCUCUCUCUCUCUCUUCUCUCUUUCUCAUUCUUUUUUUGUUAUCUCUUUCUUUCUUUUCUUUGUCUUGCUCUCUCUCUCUCUCUCUCUUUUCAUUUUUUUAUCUCUUUCUUUCUUUCUUUGUCUUGCUCUUGUUCUCUCUCUCUUUUCUUUUGUCUCUUUCUUUCUUUCUCUUGUCUUUGUUCUCUCUCAUUCUUUCUUUCUUUCUUUCUUUGUUUGUCUCUCUCUCUCUCUCUUCUUUUAUUCUUUCUUUCUUUCUUUCUUUUGUUCUCUCUCUCUCUCAUUCUUUUGUUAUCUCUUUCUUUCUUUCUCUUGUCUUGCUCUCUCUCUCUCUCUCAUUCUUUUGUUAUCUCUUUCUUUCUUUCUUUGUCUUGCUCUCUCUCUCUCUCAUUCUUUUGUUAUCUUUCUUUUCUUUCUCUUGUCUUGCUUCUCUCUCUCUCUCUCUCUCAUUCUUUUGUUAUCUCUUUCUUUCUUUCUCUUGUCUUGCUCUCUCUCUCUCUCAUUCUUUUGUUAUCUCUUUCUUUCUUUCUCUUGUCUUGCUCUCUCUCUCUCUCUCUCUCUCAUUCUUUUGUUAUCUCUUUCUUUCUUUCUCUUGUCUUGCUCUCUCUCUCUCUCUCUCGCUUUCUCAUUCUUUUGUUAUCUCUUUCUUCAUCUUGUUUUCCCUCUCUCUCACUCUUUUGUUAUCUCUUUCUUUCUCACGUCUCUCUAUCUGUCUCUUUCUCACUCUCUUUCGCUCAAUCUCCAUUGCUCUCUUUUUUGCACACACUCUUUAA